Messenger RNA from Protopolystoma xenopodis, 366 nucleotides. Lineage: Eukaryota; Metazoa; Platyhelminthes; Monogenea; Polystomatidea; Polystomatidae. The record is from the annotation of a GenBank genome assembly.
AUGAUCAGCAUCUAUGAUAUCACCACUGAGAACGAAGAACGAACGCUUCGUCGCGCUUCUACAGGGGAACGUCAUCGUUUCGGCAUUCGCGCUCUCCAAGAUGCAGAAACGUCCUCCUACAGAGCGUCUGCUUGUUCGACUAUUCCAGCUACUCCAUCUCUUCACUCCACAAAGCCGCUACAUGGGCCUGGCCAGUGUAUACUGAAUUCAUCUACUCGAGUAGCUGGAGUGGACAUUGAUAGGCUUGGCCAACUGGUUGGGCUACUUGAGUUUCCUGGCAAGCCAGGAAGACGAAAAAAACUUGCAUGGGAGCCUGGUUAUGCUAAAGUAUGUCAUUUUUAUUUAAUUAUAGCCUAUUUGGCAUGA